Symbiodinium natans is the source of this 1935-nucleotide messenger RNA. The record is from the annotation of a GenBank genome assembly. NCBI's taxonomy places the organism in Eukaryota, Dinophyceae, Suessiales, Symbiodiniaceae.
AUGGUAGCGAUCACCAUCCGCAACUUGCUUCUGCUUGUCUUCUUGGCGGUGCUAUGCGGCUCACAGGAUACGCCGAUCACUGGGAUCCUGGCAGCAUCUCCUGAGCUGUCGACAGUGUAUAGCGCGAUCAGAUUGGCCAACUUGAACUUUGUGCUGGAAGGAGUGGGUCCUUUCACAUUGUUUGCCCCGACCAACCUGGCGUUUCGGCUCCUGGGUCCCGGCGUUGCGGCAUCCCUGACACAUCAGGAUAACAUGGCCUAUCUGACCCAGGUGUUGCAGUACCACGUGUGCUACGGCAAUACAGUCAGCCAGCAGCUCCUUCCGGGGCAGGAGCUUUCCACCUUCGAGGGUGAGCGCCUGACGGUGAAUGCGGUGACGCCUUUCACAGUGAAUGACGUGCCCAUCUCCCGGCAAGAUUUGUUGGCAACCAACGGGUUGGUCCACACGAUGAAUCGAGUGUUUUUGCCUCCGAACUUUGCACUUCCGGAUCCUACCAUGGACAUUGUUCAACUUGUCGCGAGUGAGGAUUACUUGACCACCAUGAAUGAGGCGAUACUGUUGGCAGAGCUGGAGAGUACACUGAAAGCUUCGGGGCCUUUGACGGUCUUCGUUCCGACCAACACGGCCUUUGAGAAUCUGGGCCCCGGGAUCGCCACCUCUUUGCUGCUUCCCCCAAACAAGAAGAAGCUGGAGGAGGUUUUGCUGCACCAUGUCGUGACGGGUGUCCAGUCCACGGCGGCCAUGCCCGCCGGCGUGACACUGCAAGCACUGGGUGGAGGUGCGCUGCUGGUGACGCAGAACAGCCCCCUCAAGAUCGAUUCGGUGUCUACGGUCAUAAGUCCGAAUGUGCCAGCCAGCAAUGGCGUGCUGCACGUCAUGGAUGCAGUCAUCCUCCCAAGUGGCUUCGUGUAUCCCGACAAGACGCUGCAACUCCUGGUUCAGCAAUCUCCAGAACUGUCGCUUCUAGCAGCGGCAGCGUCUACGAGCAGCGUGUCGUCCCUCCUGUCAGGAAGUACCGCGUACACCCUCUUCGCACCGACGAAUGAAGCCUUUGAGAAGCUGGGAAUUGGUGUGGCCAGUUCACUGCUGAUGCCAGCCAACCAGGACAAGCUGACGCAGGUUUUGCGGUAUCAUUUUCUGCAAGGUGGCCUCGUGCGGAUGGACUUUUCAGCGAACACGGCUGUCCAGACUGUAGAGCAAAGUCUGCUCAAGAUCAGUUCUGUGAACCCACUCAUUGUGGAUGAUACCGCCGGUGUCAGAGUGGAGGAUAUCCCGGCCACCAACGGUGUCAUGCACAUCGUGAACAAGGUGCUUCUCCCGCCUGGCUUCCGCUUUCCAGAUAAGGAUGUCGUGCAGCUGGCGGACAGCACGGCGUCGCUGUCCACGUUCAACACGCUGGUCGCCCUCGCCGGGCUCCGGAGCGACUUCACGGCCGAAGGCCCUUACACGGUGUUCGCUCCCACGGAUGCCGCGUUUGCGGCUCUAGAUAAAGCGACCCUGGAGGCACUGCAGCAAGCUGAGAACAAGAACUUGCUUCAGCGGGUGCUCAGAUAUCAUGUCAUAAGCGGCAGAACAGACAGCACCUUGCUGAGAUAUGGUAGAGACAUCCAGACAAUCGAGGGUGGCAUGAUCAGAGUCACGCCUUGGACCGAGUUGGGCUGGCAGGGCGUGGCUUACCAGAGGUUUCAGCCUCCUGUCACCCUGAACACGGACGUUCAAGUCUCCACGGAGAAUGCCUUGGCAACGAAUGGAAUUGUGCAUUUCGUCAACAAGGUGCUUCUUCCGCCUGGCAUGCAAAUCGUGUCCGAGGCAGGUAUGGACGAUGGUGACGACGACGGCAUCAUAAGAGUUAUGACCAAUGGUGCGACAUGUUCCGAGAAAAUUGCCAACACGCUGGCAGGUCUCGUUUUGCUGCUGAGCUUGGCACUUCUGUGA